ACCCGGACUGCGAUCCAGCCUCCCAACACGACCGUGCAACAUCAUAGCAGAGCAGCGUUAGACCCGGACUGCGAUCCAGCCUCCCAACACGACCGUGCAACAUCAGAGCAGAGCAGCGUUAGACCCGGACUGCGAUCCAGCCUCCCAACACGACCGUGCAACAUCAUAGCGGAGCAGCGUCUGUGUGUGAAGCUUCGGGGUUCCUUCUUUUCUACUGCGAAGAAAGAAAUAAAGAAAGUGAAUCGUGAUGUCUGUGGCCGGAUUAAAGAAACAGUUCUAUAAAGCCAGCCAGCUGGUCAGCGAGAAGGUCGGGGGUGCCGAGGGAACCAAGCUCGAUGAGGACUUCAAGGAGCUGGAGAGGAAGGUGGACGUGACCAGCAAAGCCGUGUCAGAGGUCAUCACCAAGACAUCAGAGUACCUGCAGCCAAACCCAGCCUCUCGGGCGAAGCUCUCCAUGCUCAGCACGGUCUCUAAGAUCCGGGGGCAGGUGAAGAACCCGGGGUACCCCCAGCCGGAGGGGCUGCUGGGGGAGUGCAUGGUCAAGUUCGGCAGGGAGCUGGGAGAGGAGACCAACUUCGGUGGCGCCCUCCUGGACGCGGGGGAGACUAUGAAAAGGCUGGCGGAGGUGAAGGACUCUCUGGAUAUCGAUGUGAAACAGAACUUCAUCGACCCGCUGCAGAGCCUGUGUGACAAGGACCUGAGAGAGAUCCAGCACCACUUGAAGAAGCUGGAGGGCCGCCGGCUCGACUACGACUACAAGAAGAAGCGCCAGGGGAAGAUCCCGGACGAGGAGGUGCGGCAGGCGUUGGAGAAAUUCGACGAGUCCAAGGAGGUGGCAGAGACGAGCAUGUACAACCUGCUGGAGACUGACAUUGAGCAGGUCAGUCAGCUCUCCGCUCUGGUCGAGGCUCAGCUGGAUUAUCACAGGCAGGCUGUGCAGGUCAUGGAGGAUCUGUCAGAGAAGCUCAAAGAGAGGAUGGCGGAGGCCACGACCAGGCCGAAGCGAGAGUACACCCCCAAACCCAAACCCGUGUACGACUGCGGAGACGUCGACCAAUCAAACGGCGACUUCUCCUACAGCAGCUCCGCCCCCUCCGCAGCCAUGGCUCCCAGCGCACGGGCCCCAGCGGCGCUGGACCAACCCAGCUGCAAGGCGCUAUAUGACUUUGAACCGGAGAACGAGGGCGAGCUGGGCUUUAAGGAAGGUGACAUCAUCACGCUGACCAAUCAGAUCGAUGAGAACUGGUACGAGGGGAUGCUGCACGGCCAGUCAGGAUUCUUCCCACUCAACUACGUGGAAGUGCUGGUGGCUCUGCCUCACUAGAGAGGGAGAGAGAGGAGGAGAGGGGGGGGGGAGCGAUUAGAAAACCCCCCCCCACUGCAACGACUUCAUCUGGA
Molecule: messenger RNA, 1398 nt
Organism: Polyodon spathula (Mississippi paddlefish)
Lineage: Eukaryota; Metazoa; Chordata; Actinopteri; Acipenseriformes; Polyodontidae
Product: endophilin-A2-like
Exons: 9
Coding region: 248-1324 (358 amino acids)
Biological process (GO): synaptic vesicle uncoating
Cellular component (GO): presynapse; cytoplasm; glutamatergic synapse
Molecular function (GO): protein binding
Source: RefSeq, a predicted model, not a curated record